Mesocricetus auratus (golden hamster) is the source of this 2768-nucleotide messenger RNA. RefSeq names its product zinc finger protein 184 (gene Znf184). The transcript has 6 exons. The record is from RefSeq and is a predicted model, not a curated record. Gene Ontology annotation, biological process: negative regulation of transcription by RNA polymerase II. The coding region runs from base 659 to 2617 and encodes 652 amino acids. Gene Ontology annotation, molecular function: RNA polymerase II cis-regulatory region sequence-specific DNA binding; DNA-binding transcription repressor activity, RNA polymerase II-specific. NCBI's taxonomy places the organism in Eukaryota, Metazoa, Chordata, Mammalia, Rodentia, Cricetidae.
GCCGGGGAGUCAGGGAAGGGGGCGCGCCUCCGCUCGGCGAUGCCGGUGCCCGCUCGUUUCCCAAGGCUUUGUUCCUUUGUUCUGGGCCGGGCUAGCUGAGGUGCGGGGCAGCCCGCCUUCUGGUGUGUCCCGCAACAGGACCUCCUGGCUACUCUGUAGGAGUCUAAGAUGCGACUGUAAGGCGUGAGUCGCGGACUGCAUCCUGUACCUUGUCGGCCACCCUCGGAGGGCAUAAGGCACCCACCCUGGAAGGGGAGCGGGACAUUCAAGCCCCAGACUGAAGCUGCCUGGGUAUCCACGUGUCUAAAUUCUAGCUUAACACGAAAAGCUCCCGAGAUGGCAGGCCUGUCCUUUGCAGACUCGGCCAGUCUCCACGAGGGACAUCCUCUACUCCCAUCAACUAGUUUACGGGACUCCAGGUUUCCAAACCUGAUAUGAUUUCCCAGCUAGAACAAGGGACAGAGCCAUGGAUUGAGGAGUCAUGCAUUCCUGUUGGUUCCAUGGAAGAACCUUGAAGUUGGGAGCAGGAGAGAUGGCUUAGGGGUUAAGAGAGCUUGAUGCUCUUCCAGACUACCCAAGUUCAGUUCCUAGUAGCUUCGUAAGGUAGCUUGCAACCACCUUAACCCCAGAUCCAAGGAAUCUGACACCUCUGGCCUCUAUGGACUCAGACUGGAAGAUAAGACCUGAAAAUAGUGUGUCACCCCUAGAACUUGACAUUUCUGAAGAAAAUCUGUCUUCAAAGGCAGUAAUAAACAAUUACAGAAGGGAUGAUUGCAGCUUCAGUGUCAUAGAAACGUGGAAAUCCGAUGGAAGUUUACAGAACCUUCUGGCAAACCAACAGACUCUGCCACAGGAAAUAAAAAUAACUGAGAAAACAGCCCCCAUUUGUGAGAACAGUCUCGGUGUGAGCUCAAGCCUUGUGACAGAAACAGAAGUAGUUCUAGAACAAACUUCCACGAAAACAAGAGCUAAGCAGAAUUCACUCCCCGUCAAAAGAGAGAAGCCGUGUAAGUGCAAUGAAUGUGGUAAAGCUUUUACUUAUUGUUCUGCUCUCAUUCGCCAUCAAAGAACACAUACUGGAGAAAAACCCUAUAAAUGUAAUGAAUGUAACAAAGCUUUCAGCCGAAGUGAAAACCUUAUAAAUCAUCAAAGAAUUCAUACAGGAGAUAAACCAUACAAGUGUGACCAAUGUGGAAAGGGUUUCAUUGAGGGUCCAUCUCUCACUCAACAUCAAAGAAUUCAUACUGGAGAAAAGCCCUACAAAUGUGAUGAAUGUGGGAAAGCCUUUAGUCAGAGGACCCAUCUUGUUCAGCAUCAGAGAAUUCACACUGGUGAGAAACCAUACACUUGUAAUGAGUGUGGAAAAUCCUUCAGCCAGAGAGGUCACUUUAUGGAACACCAGAAAAUUCAUACAGGAGAAAAACCUUUCAAAUGUGAAGAAUGUGAAAAAACCUUCACCAGGAGCACACACCUUACUCAACAUCAAAAAAUUCAUACUGGAGAGAAAACCUAUAAGUGUAAUGAGUGUGGCAAGGCCUUCAAUGGGCCUUCAACGUUUAUCCGGCACCAUAUGAUUCAUACUGGGGAAAAGCCUUAUGAAUGUAAUGAAUGUGGAAAAGCCUUCAGUCAGCACUCAAACCUGACUCAACAUCAAAAAACACACACUGGUGAGAAACCCUAUGAUUGUGCAGAGUGUGGAAAAUCCUUUAGUUAUUGGUCAUCCCUUGCUCAACAUCUGAAAAUUCAUACAGGAGAGAAGCCGUACAAAUGCAGUGAUUGUGGAAAGGCCUUCAGUUACUGCUCAUCCCUUACUCAGCAUCGGAGAAUUCACACUCGAGAGAAACCCUUUGAGUGCGGUGAAUGUGGGAAGGCUUUCAGUUAUCUGUCAAACCUUAAUCAGCAUCAGAAAACUCACACCCAGGAGAAAGCCUAUGAAUGUAAGGAAUGUGGGAAAGCCUUUAUUCGGAGUUCAUCUCUUGCUAAGCAUGAAAGAAUUCAUACUGGAGAGAAGCCUUAUCAGUGUCAUGAAUGUGGGAAAACCUUCAGCUAUGGCUCAUCACUUAUUCAGCAUAAGAAAAUCCAUACUGGUGAAAGACCUUACAAAUGUAAUGAAUGUGGGAGAGCCUUUAAUCAGAAAAUACACCUUACACAACACAAGAGAAUUCAUACAGGAGUAAAGCCAUAUUCAUGUCCCAAGUGUGGCAAGACCUUUCGACACUGUUCAUCUCUUGCACAACAUCAAAAAACACACACAGAAGAAAAACCCUACCAGUGUAACAAAUGUGAAAAAAACUUUAGCCAGAACUCCCAUCUGACUCAGCAUCAGCAAAUUCAUACAGGAGAGAAGCCCUAUAAGUGCAAUGAGUGUGACAAAUCCUUUACCCAGAGCAUGUACCUAACUGAACAUCAGAGUACUCACACUGGAGAAAAACCUUACAACUGUCAUGAAUGCCCAAAGACUUUCAGCCAGAGCACAUACCUCAUUCAGCAUCAGAAGAUUCAUUCAGGAGAGAAGCUUUUUGGGUGUGAUGACUGUGGAAAAGCCUUCAGGUAUCGCUCUGCUCUAACCAAACACCAGAGAGUGCACCCUGGCAUAGCUGCUCUAGGAACAUCAUAAGUGUAGCUGCUGUAUUCACUUUGGUUUUAUAGUGAUGAAUCAGAGCGGGGAGAGGAACUCCCUAAAGUAUUUUAAUAUUCCCUAUCUCAUGAGGUAGUCCUUUGGGCUGAACUAAUUCAAGUAUGUCAUUAAACUACAUUGUGGCAAGCUA